AUGUCUUUCUCUGAACAGAUCUUAAACAACAAAUUUGAUGCUCUUGAGGAAAGUCAGGACUCAAUUGUCUCUACUUCUCAAUGGGUUCUUUUCCAUUAUAGAUAUGCAGAAAGAAUUGCUAAUGAAUGGGAACGUUAUAUAAAUAAAGCACCAAUUCCUAAAAAAUUACCAUUGUUAUACAUUUGUAAUGAAGUCGUUCAACAAUCUCGUGCCAAAAGGAAAACUGAAUUCAUUGAUGCUUUCCAAAAAAUCUUACCAAGAUCUUUAACUCAAACUUAUAAAGAAGUACCUGAAAAUUUAAAGAAAAAAAUUGUUAAAAUUGUUAAUAUAUGGAAAGAAAGAAGAAUAUUUCCUAAACCUAUAGAAAUCGAUGGUGUUGCUGCUGUAUCUUCUUCUUCUUCUUCGUCCAAGAAUGGGACACCUGAAAACACAAAUGCAUCAUUUGAUGAUAAAUUAAAAGCAGUUUCAAAUACUGGACAAAAAUUUCAAAAACUUUAUCAUGAAUUAUUAUUAAAAUCUAAUGGAGUUUUCAAAAAAGAUGAUAUUAAAAACUUGAAUAGUUUGAAAAAAACUAUAAAUGAUAAUAUAAUACAAUUACAAGAUAUAACUGAAAGUAUAGAAAAUGAAGUUGAUGAAAUACAUAAAAGAGAUAAAGCAGUUGAAGAAAAACGUAAAGAAGUAGAAGCUAAACAGAAGGAAAUAGAAGAUCAAAAACUCAAAGACGAAAUCAAGAGAAUAGAAGAAGAAGCUAAAAGAAUAGAGGAGGAAAGAAUUAGAGAAGUAGAAGAAAAUAUGAUUCCAACUUAUGAAGAAGGUUCUGAUUCUGAUUCUGAUUCUGAUGCCCCAAAAAGAAAGAUUGACAGUGAUAGUGAUAGUGAAGAUGAAGUGGAAGAUAAAGUUAAAGAUGAAGAGAAAAACAAAGAUAAUAUAGAUGAAAAUAAAGAAAUUGAAAAUAAAGAAGAAGAAAAUGAUAAUGAUGUCAAUGGUAAAGAAAGUACAUCUGAACAACCACCAACAAAAAAACUGCGAUUUGCUGAAUAG
Hansenula ciferrii is the source of this 1041-nucleotide messenger RNA. Its product is annotated as CTD-interacting domain-containing protein. The transcript has a single exon. NCBI's taxonomy places the organism in Eukaryota, Fungi, Ascomycota, Saccharomycetes, Phaffomycetales, Wickerhamomycetaceae. Gene Ontology annotation, cellular component: RNA polymerase II, holoenzyme. The coding region runs from base 1 to 1041 and encodes 346 amino acids. Gene Ontology annotation, molecular function: RNA polymerase II C-terminal domain binding. Gene Ontology annotation, biological process: mRNA 3'-end processing. The record is from RefSeq and is a predicted model, not a curated record.